This is a messenger RNA of Fulvia fulva, 1974 nucleotides long. Its product is annotated as Malonate--CoA ligase ACSF3, mitochondrial. The transcript has 2 exons. Gene Ontology annotation, biological process: fatty acid metabolic process. Lineage: Eukaryota; Fungi; Ascomycota; Dothideomycetes; Mycosphaerellales; Mycosphaerellaceae. The record is from RefSeq and is a predicted model, not a curated record. Gene Ontology annotation, molecular function: medium-chain fatty acid-CoA ligase activity. Bases 1 to 1974 code for a protein of 657 amino acids.
AUGAUCAUACGGAGCGCCAGUCCCUCCCUGAACGCUUUCCUGUAUUACGCUGUCCGAUCUGCAGCACGCUCGACACUUCGGCGACCAACCAGACGACUUCCCAGCAACUGCUCGCGUGCAGCAUCGAUACAACAGACAUCGCUUUUCUCCACUAGUAGAAUAGCAAUGGCAGCUCUUCAGCGAUCGGCCUUGUUUGAGGCGAUACAGAAGCAUGACGUCGAGAGUACGGCUGUAGUACACUCGUUAUCUGGACGAUCGUUCAAGUAUGGAAGCUUGCUACAUGAUGUGGCUGCUGCGAAGGAUAGACUGUUGAAAGAGACGGGCAAGUCGGAGCAGAAUAUCGUUGGAGAGCGGAUAGCGUUCUUGAUUGAGAAUAGCUAUGACUAUGUAGUGACCCUACUCGCAUGUCUUGCAUCGAACGCCAUAGCUGUACCUCUGGCACCCUGCUUUCCAGCUUCCGAGCUACGAUACAAUGUCAAUCAGAGUGCCGCAUUGGCAUUGCUACAUUCCGCCAAGUACGCAACGCUGGCAGCGGAAGUGCUCAAGGAGGAUAUCGAGCAGCAUACGAAGCUAGUAGCACUCAACAAGAUCGAGCAGGGAGCUCAACCAGAGAAAGACAUCGAAUUCGUCGGAGAGUCACACCUAGCAGAAGGUGGCAUGAUGCUCUACACAUCUGGCACAACAGCACGACCAAAAGGUGUCCGCCUACCACAACAAGUCUUGAUCGCCCAAUGCCAGAGCUUGAACAAAGCAUGGGACUACUCAACCCAAGACCGCCUCCUCCACGUGCUACCUCUACACCACAUCCACGGCACCGUCAACGCUCUCCUCGCGCCUCUCCUUUCAGGCAGCACACUCGAGUUCAUGUUCCCCUUCAACGUCGACAACGUCUGGAAACGCCUCGCGGCACCCUUCCUCUCGACCCACCAACAAAACGGCCACCCCCCCGACGCGAGCAGAAUACCCAUCACAUUCUUCACCGUCGUCCCCACAAUCUGGGCACGCAUGCUCCAAUCCUGGUCCGACUUCCCUUCAGACCUAAAGGAUGCAGCAGGCGAAGCAAUCCAACGCAAGCACCUCCGUCUCAACAUUUCUGGCUCCGCAGCGCUCCCUACACCCACCAAAAAAGCCUGGACAGACUUAUCACAAGGCAACGUCCUCCUAGAACGCUACGGCAUGACCGAGGUCGGUAUGGCUCUCUCCUGCGGUCUCGAUGAUUCAGACCGUAUAGACGGUGCAGUAGGCUGGCCUCUCCCCUUCGUCGAAGCCCGCCUCGUCGAUCCCGACACCAAAGAGAUUAUCCCCGAAGACGCCACAACGUCAGAAGGUAAAGAACGCCAAGGCGAGAUCCACCUCCGCGGUCCGACAAUCUUCAAAGAAUACUGGCGCAACCACGAAGCGACGAAGAGGGAAUUCACAGAAGACGGAUGGUUCAAAACCGGCGACAUCGCCAUCCGUAAGAACGUCCCCGGAUCCGGCAAAGGCAAAAGCGGCCCCUGGGCUACGGGACCCGCAUACUUCAUCCAAGGCCGCAGCUCCGCAGACAUCAUCAAAACCGGCGGCGAAAAAGUCUCAGCGCUCGAAAUCGAGCGUGAACUUCUCUCCCUACCCCAGAUAACGGAAUGCGCGGUUGUCGGACUGCCUUCCGUAGCGUGGGGCCAGAAAGCCGCCGCUAUCGUUGUAUUGAGUGAAGAGGGUAAGACGGCUGGGAAGGGAGGGAGGCAGUGGAGUGCGUUGGAUAUGAGGAGGGCGCUGCAUGGGAAGCUCGUUUCUUACAAAAUCCCCCAAGACAUGGCGGUCGUCGAAGAGCUUCCACGGAAUGCCAUGGGCAAGAUCAACAAGAAAGACCUGGUAGUCAAAGUGUUCGGAGACCAAGACAGGACAAGGAGAAGAUCCAUCACGGUUGCGGAGGAACGCAAGGCUGCCAAAGCGGGAGCGCAGCAGCAGAGUAAUGGGAUCGGGGAGGCGAAGUGA